AUGCGUAAGAACGGUUUCACAUGCCCUCAGUAUUUUUAUCAAGGCACUUCAAUUGGCCUAUUUUUUAUUGAUGCUUUUUUGCCUGCGAUUAUGUAUUUUCCUAGUCUCAACGAUUCUUCAAAAGUAAUUUAUAUUUAGAUUGAAUUUUUACUCAUUCAUUAUAUCACACUAUCGUGCGUAUUAUUUGCAGGACUUAAAGCUGCACUUAUCAACCCAACUGAUACAUAUGCAAAAAUUUCUAAAGUGAGUCCUGAUUUUAAUUCAACCGCUUCAUUUCAAUCAUUCACCCUAUGCAAUUCAUGCAAUUUACACGUAAAGACACAAAGCAGGCACUGCCACCAAUGUAACAGAUGUGUUGAAAAUUUUGAUCAUCAUUGCAAAUGGCUAAAUAACGAUAUCGGAUCUAAAAAUUACAUUUAUUUUGUAAUGCUUAUCUGGUUUCUCGAAAUUCACAUGAUAAAUUUAGCUCUUUUCGGGAUUUUUUUAAUAAUUUUGAUAUUAAAUGAUUUCACUCAAUUUGAAAGAAAAAAUAAUGAUUUUUGGAAUAUAGAAAUAAGCGAUUUUAUUACAAUUCUUAUCGCAAUUUAUACAAUUUUCAGUGUAAUGGUUUUGAUAUGACUUGCUUAUCUAAUUAUUUUUCAUAUAUGAAUAAAAAUCAAAGGGAUCACUACGUAUGAAUUUAUUUUAAAGAAAAGAAUAAAGAGGAUAAGAAGCGACACCACAUACAAGGCUGAAGAGAUUACACCUGAUGGAAAACUAGUGCCAGACCAUUUUAAUCAAUUUAUAGAAACAGCGCUAAAUAAUAUGGGAACUGAGUUCCCUGAUGGAGCUCAUCAUUGUUCUAUUAUAGGAGAAAUUUCGUUUGAAGAGUCAAAUGAUAUAUGUAAUGACAAUAAUAACCCUAUGGAUGAGACUCCUGAGGUGACUAUGAACCAAGAAUAA
Blepharisma stoltei is the source of this 942-nucleotide messenger RNA. NCBI's taxonomy places the organism in Eukaryota, Ciliophora, Heterotrichea, Heterotrichida, Blepharismidae. The record is from the annotation of a GenBank genome assembly.